CAUCGAUUCCAGCCCCCUACACAAAGCAGAACCAAUCUCAACUAAAUCAUCCCAGAUGAUUUUAUGAAGGCUCGGUGCAACAAGGGGACAAAAAGAGAGAGCGCAAGAGCAGGCUUCAAGAUGCUGUUCCCCACUUUUCUCCUUCUUGUUUCUUCUGGAAGAUGACUAUGCUCCUGCUGGUUAUCUGUACAUACAAAAUGGAUGUCUCUGCCUUCAGAAUCCAGCGGGUAGAAAGCACAGAAAAUUGCCAGGAUCACAUCAUGCAUUUCAAACACUACUUUGCACUGAGAGGAGAACCUGUGAUCCUGAAAUGCCCUUCCUUCAAAUACAAACACUUAGACUUUUCCAGCCAUCCAUAUAACCUGACAUGGUCUAAAAAUGAUUCAAAAAUGAUGACCUCAGGAGGAGAUGAGGAACCAAGGAUUUGGGCACAAGGCGAUGCUCUUUGGUUUUUACCAGCAUCAUUAGAGGACUCGGGACAAUAUAUUUGCAGUCGAAGGAAUUCCUCCUACUGUGUUGAUAUCUCCAUUCACCUGACAGUUAUUCAGAAAACUGCUGCCCACGAGAUUUCCUAUCCUCAAAUUCUCUUCACGUUUACUUCUGGAAAACUUGUUUGUCCUGAUCUGGGGGAUUUCAUACAAAAGGAAACAGACUUGGAGCUAAAAUGGUACAAGGAUUCUGUGCCUGUGGAUAAAGACAAUGCAAAAUUCAAAAGCUUGAAAAACACCAGCUUUCUCUUGAUCAACUCAGUGUCAUCAAGAGAUUCUGGCUAUUACACCUGUGAAAUGGCUUUUACCUAUGGAGGUGCACAGUAUAACAUCACCAGAACUAUUCAGCUACAGACUUUGGACCAAGAAAAGAGAUUCAGUCCAGAGAUUGUAUAUCCUGACCAGAAGACUACAUUAGCUGCUCUUGACUCCAAACUGAUCCUUCCAUGUAAAGUAUUUAUUGGACCAAGUAAACAUUUUCACACGGCUGUGAUGUGGCUAGCAAAUGACACUUACAUUGAUAUAAUUUACAAAGAGGGCAGAGUUACAGAGGGAGAGCGUCUGGAAAUGAUAGAAAAUGAUGAGAACUACAUUGAGGUGCCACUGAUUUUUGAUCCAGUCAAAGAAAUAGAUUUUUAUACAGAUCUUAAAUGUGAAGCCCAGAAUAGUUACGGACGCCAAGUACUGCCAACACGGGUCAAGCAAGGAGCAUCCAGUUCCCUGUGGCACAUUGCAAUAAUUCCAGUCGCCCUGACCUGCUUGAUUUUGGGGGGAUUAUGCAUGCACAAAUGCUGGAAGUGGAAAGCUGAUAAUGGAUAUGUUAUUGCCAAAUUGUAACUGGGCAAACCUGCUUUAGUCUUCACCAAUCCACUGAGAAGUUUUCAUCCAGCUUAUACCGUUAAUGAAAAAAAGGCAAAAUAACUCAAGUCCAUUGGAUUAUUUUCUAAGAAGGUGGAUACUAGUUACUUUCUCUCUUCUGAGUUUGUGUGAUUUGGUUAAACUGUAAAUGUGGUGGGUUUUUUGUAUAAACAAAUAUGUACAGAAAAAAAGGUGCGCUGUUAUUCUGUGGUUGGAGAGCUUUUUGUAACGUCAUGAAUGUGUCUGUGUAUCUCUGGUCUGUCUCCUGGUUAUGUGAGGAGGAAGAGGAAAGGAGUUGUUCCUAGUCCUUGUAACAACUAUUAUCUUAUCAUUAAGGAAAUAAUAAUAAAAAUAACUUAAGCAUGCUAGUUCCCAGAAGAACAGUUCCAGCAAUGGAAAAGGUAUUAUUUGUUUGCAUGGCUUACCCUUAUCUUCUCUCAAACUGAAAAAGCACAAGAUUUAUUUCAACUGUCAAAUACAGUCAUCAUGACAAGAGGAAUUAUUUUCGUGUCUGCUUAUUCUGCUUGUCCACAGAAAUCUUGGGUUUUGUUGGUUCAUGUUCUGCUUGGGAUAUUAUUUUCUUAUGUGUGUGUUCCAACAGAAACAAAGAACUCUACAUCAGUGUAAUAGAUGCAGUAAAUAUGGUGGAGAAUUCCAUUUUAUUUAGGCAGCAGAAGCCGGGUAGCUAGAGAUUCAUAGACAAAUAUAUCAUGUUUUUUUAUCUUUGCUAUGAAAACAUUUUGGAGAACUAGUGUACUCUUGGCACUGUAAAUGAAUUUUCCAUAAAUCAUUUGACUAAUUCUUGCUUUGGUUCCUGGAAGUGAUUUGACAACACACCAGUAAAAAUACUGGAAUCUUUCUUAAAGCAUCUACCAAUUUCAUGUAUCACUGUUACAUAUCAUGGGCUUGAUUCAUCAGUGCAAAUCAUGAAUUACUUGACUAAAAUCAAUGAAAUUGCACAAGUGUAAAACUGCUGUGAGAUCAGUAUUAAGAUCAAUGUGUUGUACUUUAAACUAUACAAAGGGUCAAAUCAAAUACCCAAGGAACAAAUCACAGCCCUGUGGGACCAAUUAGAUGAAUCUAAUGCUAUUCCAUUGUUGACACA
Pelodiscus sinensis (Chinese soft-shelled turtle) is the source of this 2451-nucleotide messenger RNA. The record is from RefSeq and is a predicted model, not a curated record. Lineage: Eukaryota; Metazoa; Chordata; Testudines; Trionychidae.